AUGCCGAGCGACGUCGCGCUCGACGCGGACGACGACGCGCUCGCCGCGCUCGACGUGAACGCGGCGAUCCGCGCCGCGCGCGACGCCGACGACGACGCGCGACGACGCGCGACGGCGACGGCGACGACGACGACGACGACGGACGCGCGGUGCGUCGCGCCGACGCGCGCGCGCGCGCGACCGCACGUGUGGAUCGACGUCGUCGGCGACGAGGGGGCGAUCGUGUCGUGCUCGCGCGAACGGCUGCGACACGGCUUCGCGGGGACGCUGGCGGAGGCGGCGGGCGCGGGGAUCGGAGACGUCGCGCCGACGACGCCGACGAGCGACGACGCGGGGGCGGCGUGGAGGGUGAAAAUGACGGCGCUGAAGCGCGUGUACGACGGGCUGUGCGCGAUGGACGCGUUCGAGCGAGGGUAUAGGCAGGGAACGCGGCGAACGGCGCCGAUCGGAACGCCGCCGCCGCAGACGGUGGAGUAUUUGAGUCGUGGACCGGGGUAUCGCGGACGCGAUCGGGGUGGGGAUGAGAUCGAUGAGGAGAACGAUGUGGACGCGGUGUACGAAAAAAUCGCGCCGAGGAUUCGCGAGGCGCUGUAUUCGUUUCAAGAGGAGGGCGUGCGGUUCGCGUUGCGCCGGCGAGGCAGGGCGCUCAUCGCGGAUCAAAUGGGCGUGGGGAAGACGCUUCAGGCGAUCGCGAUCGCGGACGCGUACAGGGACGCUGGACCGUUACUGUGCGUCGUUCCGGCGGCGAUGCGAUUCGUGUGGGCGGACGAACUCGAGCGGUGGUUGACGGAUAUGACGCCGCGACAGUUGAGCGUCAUCUUCGGCAGUUCGGACAAGUUUAUGCUCGACAAGCUCGCGGCGGAGAGCAAGACGGCGAAGACGUGGACGGGAGGGCGACGGGUCGUCGUCACGUCGUAUCACAUGCUCGCGCCGCUCUUAGAAGAAUUCUUAGCCGUAAAGUGGGGAUGCGUGAUCGCGGACGAGAGCCACACGAUGCACGUGAGCAAAAAGUACGGCGGCGACGAGACGAAGCUCACGGACGCGGCGUGGCGAUUGAUUAAGCGCGCCAAGUACGCCGUGCUCACCACCGGGACGCCGUCCCUCACGAAACCCUUUGACAUGUUUUACCAAAUCGACGCGCUGCGGCCGGGGAUAUUGGGCAAAAAGUGGGACUUCGCCGAGCACUACUGCGACAUUCAAUUCGAUCAAAAAGGACGAUCGGACGUCUCAGGCGGUUCGCGUUUACUCGAGCUCCGCACGUUGCUCACGCACACGACGAUGGUCCGUCGAUUGAAACGCGACGUCAUGCGCGACUUGCCGCCGAAACGUCGGCAAGUGGUGCCGAUCGACAUCACGCAAUCGAUCGCCCGCGUGGGCGGGCCGAAAAUUUGGUCGAAAAUCGCAAAGGUGGCGCGCGCGCCGCGAGACGACUUGCGCUACGACGACGGCGAGGACGACGAUGCGGGGAAUAUUUUAGAAGAGGACGACGAACAGGACGACAUAGAGUACGUACUGAAUCAGAAAAUAGGCGAGCUCGAGCGGGGCAAGCGCGUGAGUGUGUCGCAAAUCGUCGGCAUGCUCAAAGUCGAGCCGAUCGUCGAGUGGUUGGAGAGCGGCGUGCUCAAGGAUGACUCGAUGCAAUUCGUCAUCUUCGCCCAUCAUCAAGCCGUUCUCGACGCGCUCGAGCGCGAAGUUUGCGUCAGAAUCCAAAACCAGAAUCGUGGCUCAUACGUUCGCAUCGACGGUUCGACACCUUCGGACGAGCGCAAGGUGUUGGUGGACAAGUUUCGCGAAGGCGCGCAGACGCGCGAAGACGGCGUCGUCGGCGUACGCGUCGCGUUGCUCUCCGUUAAAGCAGCUGGGACCGGAUUAGAUUUCUCCACCGCAUCGUGUGUGAUUUUUGCCGAAUUGCCGGACGACGCGUCUUUGCUGGAACAAGCCGAGGAUCGCGCGCAUAGGCGAGGGAACGACAGCGGCGUCAACGUUUACUUUCUUUGCGCGCGAGGCGGCGCGUGCGCGCACGACGAAGACAGAUGGGCGCGUCUAGAAAGUCAAUUGGAUCUGUGCAGAGAAGCUUUGGACGGGGAUGGAGAACGCGUGGGUUUGAACGUCGAGGCGUACGGGACGCAAAUAGAACUCGAGGCGACGAGAAAGAGUGCGUUUUCCGUCGCCACGACGUCCAAAUCCGUCGCGACGGAGGUCGUCGCGGAUGCGCUCGAAUCCGCGCCCGAAAUGAAGACGGAGGAAUGUCCGAUGUGGUUUGAAGUCAGCGCUACGAGUGGACGACUGCAUUUGCACGGGAAAGCGGAUGGGAGCGCUCCGCUCGGUGCGAGCGUGAGUCGGUCUCAGCUCACACGCGCUCGCUUGUCGGCCAAGUACGCGAAGGAGCUUCCCGAGCCGCUCGCGAGCGAUCCCAUCGCCUUUGCCGCCGCCGUGGAUUUCUCCAAUACCUGGAACGCGAUGACUGCGCGUGAUCGUAACUCGAUACUCGCCAGGCAACAGCCAGCGCGCGCGCACGAACUCAACGAGCUCGCCGAGGCGCUCAACUCCAAAACCGCCGCCGCCACGUCCGCCACCGGAUCCACGACUCGACAUGGGCGAUUAGUGCCGUUACCGAAGGAGGCCGAUUGGCGCACGAUUGUCGUAACCGACAUCGCGAAGGCGGGUAGGAAGUACGAGAUGCGCGUGCCAUGUCGAUUCGCCGAGGGAACGUCCCGGCGUACGUUGCUGUGCUUGCACUGCGUGAGCGACAUAGAUCGAAUCACGACGGAUGUCGCGAGACGCGUUGACUUGUUUUGCGGCGAAGAGUGCAUGCGCGUGUACGAUCAAGGUUCGCGCGCAUCGGCGCUUCGUCGCGCGCUCUUCGCCCUCGAGCGAGGCGUGUGCGUCGAGUGUAAACUCGAUUGCGAUGCGCUCGUGAAGAAGGUACGCGUGCACAGAAAGCGAAGCAAACGCGUGGCUGAAAUCUUGCGAUUCGCGCCCGCGUUCGGCGAGCGAGGAAGCAAGAGUUAUCUCAACAGACUCGCCGAGAAGCCCUCCGGCGGACGCGCGUGGGAGUGCGAUCACAAAAUCGCCGUCUUCGAGGGCGGCGGCACGUGCGCCGUGGAAAACGCGCAGACGCUCUGCGUGAUUUGCCACGCCAAGAAAACCAAGGCGCAAGCCAAGCAACGCGCGGCCAAACGCAAGCGCGUCGCCGACGCCGCAUCUAUCCGACGCUUCCUUCCCUCCGUCACCGCCCUGCCCGAUUCUUCCGACAGCGAUUGCGUCGUCGAAGACGCCGGCGACCUUCUCCCGACGACGACCUCGCGCGUCGUCGCUCGAUCCCAUCCCUUCGUCAUCAUCGCCUCGUCCGACGACGACGUCGACGUCGACGUCGACGUCGACGAUUCAAAUCUCAACCCUUGCUUCGCGCAUCCUUCGCGCGCGACGCCGUCGCGGUCUUUGUAA
Messenger RNA from Ostreococcus lucimarinus CCE9901, 3447 nucleotides. RefSeq lists its product with no specific name. The record is from RefSeq and is a predicted model, not a curated record. Gene Ontology annotation, molecular function: ATP-dependent chromatin remodeler activity; endonuclease activity; ATP binding. Bases 1 to 3447 code for a protein of 1148 amino acids. The transcript has a single exon. NCBI's taxonomy places the organism in Eukaryota, Viridiplantae, Chlorophyta, Mamiellophyceae, Mamiellales, Bathycoccaceae. Gene Ontology annotation, cellular component: nuclear replication fork. Gene Ontology annotation, biological process: replication fork processing; DNA repair.